GCCCUCCUCCACCUGUCACACGGGGAGGGCUCCCGAGGAUAGUCACCUGCGGGGCCCAGACACCCGCACAUCGGAGCCGGGGCCACAGCGCUGCCAGCAUGAGCAUCAUCGAGCACCGGAGCACGGGCAAGCAGGUCACCAGCCCCCUGCAGAGUAUGUCACCUGUUGUGCAGCUGAAUAUUGGCGGUGAGAUCUACACGACAACUAUCGGAACAUUGAAGAAGUAUCAAGGCUCCAAACUUUUUGAGAUGUUUAAUGGGCAACCCAAGCUGCGCACCGACGCUGAGGGGAGGUUCUUUAUCGACCGGGAGGGGAAAUAUUUCCGCUACAUUCUGGAGUUCUUACGUUCCGGACAGGUACCCACUCAGCACGUCCAAGAAGUCUACAAGGAGGCCUUGUUCUACGAAAUCGAGUCAUUGGUGAAGAAGCUGGAGGAAACCCCGCAGAUCUUCGGGGAACAGGUGGGCAGGAAGCAGUUCCUCGCCCGGGUGCCCAAUUACAGCGAGAACAUCGAGGUGAUGAUCCGCAUUGCCAGGGCGGAGGUGGUGGCCUCGCGAUACUCCAACGUCAUCAUCUGCAUCGUGAGGACCGACGAGGACGCGUCCAAGUGUCACGACGCCCUGAACACCCUCGACAUGGACAAGGAGUCCGUGGUCAAGUUCGGACCUUGGAAAGCAUCUCCGGGAAUCCCUGACCUGCUCGACUGUAUCAGAGCGGACAUUGAGGACAAAGGAUACAAAGUCUCGUACUCUCCUCACGUGGCCGACAAGGGGUUCCGAUUUAAAUCCUAUGACUUUUUUUACAAGUUUGUAUUCACAUGGUGGUAACCAAAAAAGAAGAAAAAAUUUAAAAUGAAAUUUCCAGCACUGAAGUAGACACCGGUGGUAUAUACGUGUAUUCAGGAUUGGUUCCCCUUUUACCAUUGAAAGAGCAUUUUAUUGUGCUUUUUGUCACCCCCUGGGUUGUACGCUGCCAUGAAGAGUAGGGAGGAAGAAGUAGGAACUGUUCGUAGCACCUGUGAUGAUUCGGACAAACGAAAGUAGAAUGUUUUCUAUAGCCGUACUAAUAUAGUACUGCACCCUUACUGCCAAAUCCUUCCCGUUAUGGACAAAAAUCUAACUGAUAGAAGAGAAUGAAUUCACUUAAAUGCUGCCCCCUACAGGCAACACUUUUAUAAUGGCUCACAUGGAUCCAUUAGGCCACCAGAGAUCCAGAGGGUGGAGUUAGGACCAUGCAGACUGCAUUGUCGUCCCCAUAGGCCAGCAUUUGGUUGGGGAAACGCUUCCAUAGACAGCAAUGCAUUUUUAGCGGAUGCGCUGAAAAAAUGUGUGUACAUGUUCUAGCAUCAUCAGAACACAGACUGUCCGGGUAGAUAUUCCGUAGUGUGAACCCGGCCCUAAGGGUAUCUUCACAUAUCUAUAUAUUCAGCAAAUUUUCUGCUGAAGGAUUUUCUCAUUGAUUUACCAGCAGAAAAUAUGCAGCAUAUAUAUAUAUAUAUAUAUAUAGAUAGAUAAUAUAUACAGCAGCACACUGUUAGCACAAAGAUACAGAUAAAACAUUAAAUGCUAUAUAGGUAUAAUGCAAAAAGUGAAAAAGUGAGGUACUUAGCUCACAAUUUGGCGGCCAAAUAGUUUGGACCAUCCCACCACGGUAAGGUGACCUCAUUGGGACGGACCCUACACUGUGAAUAUGCCUCUGUGCAAUCAGUUAAACAGGCAUUGCAAGGUCUGAGACAUCCGCACCUUAUACAGCACCUAAUAGAGGUGGGUGGGGUGCAGAAGCCAACAUGGAGGCAGCCACUCCCCCAUAUGUGUAACACAAAAAAGGAUAAGUUGGGCAGCACAUACUGAUACCGAAACUACGGAAUUUCCGCCCGCGGAGAUUCCAGUGCAGCAGCCUCCUAUUGUUUUUAAAUGGGAUUCCGCUACACUGGUGUACGCUGCGGAAAUUGCACUUCCGGACGUACGGCAGAAUACUGCACGUACUGGCCCUCAUUUUACUAUUGCAAACCUGACAUCUUUUGUCAGGUUGUGCGCCAGAUUCUGGCGCAUUGUGCCAGAAUUGAGAAAAACCCCGACUAAGGCUG
Hyla sarda is the source of this 2086-nucleotide messenger RNA. It is a transcript of the gene KCTD14, whose product is annotated as potassium channel tetramerization domain containing 14. The record is from RefSeq and is a predicted model, not a curated record. Gene Ontology annotation, molecular function: protein binding. Lineage: Eukaryota; Metazoa; Chordata; Amphibia; Anura; Hylidae. Bases 99 to 827 code for a protein of 242 amino acids. Gene Ontology annotation, biological process: protein homooligomerization. The transcript is spliced from 2 exons.